This is a messenger RNA of Chironomus riparius, 2286 nucleotides long. NCBI's taxonomy places the organism in Eukaryota, Metazoa, Arthropoda, Insecta, Diptera, Chironomidae. The record is from the annotation of a GenBank genome assembly.
AUGCCUCCAAAAAGCAUUAAGAAGGAAGAAAAGCCAUUGUGGACUAAAUGUAAUACAUGUAAAUACUUAAUUCCACAUUACAAGAUAGAAUCUCAUGCAGAAUGUAAAGCAGAUGGGAUAUUAUUUGGCAUGAAAAGUAACUCACUUUUUACGGAUAAAAUUUACACAAAUGUGCCAAAAGAAAUUGAAGACCUCCAGUCAACUUACGCUGAAAGAUUCAUCUUAGUUCCUCAUACAAUAGCUUCAGUAUGCUUCUUUACGAUGAGUAAUAAUUUGCUCAUUGAAUUUGAUGGAAAGUCAUACGCCAGAAACGCCUGGAUUAUAAACAAUGAUGAGCAUGUUGAUCGCGUGUAUUCAACAUCUAAAGAGUUUCAAAGACAGCGAGAAAGCGACAAACCAAUAGUCAUAAAAUCAUUUACAGGAACUGUUAAAAUCGCACAAAAAGUAAUCUUCAAAUGUGAUCAAAAGAUCCAAAAUACUAUGGAACUUUAUAGACUUCUUCGUGCAAAAAUCAGGAACACAACUAUCCAUCAUUCGAAUAUCAUUGUUAUUGAGUUCUUAAAUAAGGAGUUUGUGUUCACAAUACAAUCAAUUGAUGAACGACGUGAAAGGGAAAUAGAGCAACUUAUGGAUGAACUGAAUAUUGAAAAUGAAGUGUUUUAUUUUGUUGAACCAAAAACAAUCGUUAAAUUAGCUCAAGAAGAAGAUGGUCCUCGUAAAGUUCUCAAAAUGGAAGAAUUAACAGACAUAGGUGGACUGGAUGAAAUCUACGAUGAUGUGUACAAAACUAUGGGUUAUGCAUUUAAUCAAUUAGAUGAAACGACAUCGACAAAAGCCUUUAGAGGAGUAUUAUUACAUGGAUUGUCUGGAGUUGGCAAAACAAUACUCACAGAUUCUCUUGUCAAAGGUUAUCUGGGCUGUAAACCAAUUCGAAUUGAUUCCUGGAAGAUUUUUAGCAAGUUUUAUGGCGAGUCUGAAGAUAAUUUGAGGAAGCUUUUUGAUGAAGCAUUUAAAAUUUAUCCAUGUUCUUGCGUGAUUAUUAUCGAUGAAAUAUCCAAUAUAUGUCCGAAAAAUGAUAGCUCCGAUGUCGUGCGACGAGUUUCGUCCUUGCUGAUAUCACUAAUCGAAAAAGUUCAUCAAACGGUUCAAGGAAGUAAAACUUUCAUUAUUGCAACCACAAAUAAUCUUGAUAAUGUAGAUCCAGCACUAAGGAGAAGUGGUCGAUUAGACUAUGAAGUUGAAAUUCCAGUUCCAAAUACAAAAAUGCGAAAAGCAAUUUUGGAAAAGAAACUUGUAAGAUUCGCAUUUGAUGAACAUCUUAUCGAUAAUUUGGCAAAACUUACUCAUGGCUAUGUUGGUGCUGACUUGGUCAAAUUAAUUGAGAAGUCAAAAAAAAUAGAAUCUGAGCAAUUAUUAUUGUCAUUUAAUGAUAUUUUAGCGAAUCUAUCAUCAGUCAAGCCAAGUGCUAUGCGUGAAUUGAUGAUUGAAAAGCCAAAUGUUAAAUGGUCAGAUAUUGGUGGCAUGCAAGACUUGAAAUUGAAACUUAAACAAGUUAUUGAAUGGCCUUUAGAACAUCCAGAUACAUUUAGAAGACUUGGAAUCAAACCACCGUCAGGAUUGUUGAUGUUUGGUGCUCCAGGCUGUUCAAAAACGAUGAUCGCAAAGGCAUUAGCAAAUGAAAGCAACUUAAACUUUAUAUCCAUUAAAGGAUCUGAUUUGUUCUCAAUGUGGGUUGGUGAAUCUGAAAAAGCAGUUAGAGAUGUCUUCGUUAAAGCUAGACAACUAGCACCGUGCAUUAUAUUUUUUGAUGAAAUCGAUGCAAUUGGUGGAGCAAGAGAAAGUGGAAGUAAUGUUAAGGAGCGCGUUUUAGCACAAAUUUUAACAGAAAUGGAUGGAGUUCAUGCACUUAAAAAUGUCAUAAUUAUAGCAGCAACAAAUCGCCCCGAUUUAAUUGAUACAGCAUUAAUGCGUCCAGGUCGAUUGGAUAGAAUUGUAUACGUCAAAUUACCAGAUCAUGAUACAAGACGUGAAAUAUUCAGAGUAAAGCUUCAAAAUGUUCCAGUCUCUGAUGAUGUUGAUGUAGAAGCUCUUGUAGGCAGGACUGAAGGAUAUUCUGGUGCAGAAAUCGAAGCUAUUUGUAAGGAAGCAGCAUUAAAGGCUUUAGAAGAUUCGUUUGAUAUACAAGCAAUAGAAAUGAAGUAUUUUUGGCAUGCCUUAGAAGUUGUUAAGCCACGUACUAGUCCGGAAUUGUUAGAAAUUUAUAACCAAUACGAAAAUAGGAAAUAA